Messenger RNA from Triticum aestivum (bread wheat), 1421 nucleotides. RefSeq lists its product as uncharacterized. The coding region runs from base 478 to 1071 and encodes 197 amino acids. NCBI's taxonomy places the organism in Eukaryota, Viridiplantae, Streptophyta, Magnoliopsida, Poales, Poaceae. The record is from RefSeq and is a predicted model, not a curated record. The transcript has 2 exons.
GGAGACAAAAACCGCCACUCUGAAUCCUGUCUCCUCCCUCGGGAGGCAACCAUGGUGCCGCCGCCGCCGCCCAUGCGUGGCCCAGUUCCACCAUCUCGACCGUGGUUGCAGACGUGAAUGCAGAUCCGUCGCCGCCCCAGCCCCUCAUUCCGUUCCUUUCUUCGCGCAUCUGGCGAUUCAGUGCUAUGGCGGGGGACAUUGACUGGCGGCGGCUCGACUGAUGCAUGUCCACAACAAGAAUGGCGCCGCAACCAGUACAAGCGGCAUGAACAGAGGCAGGGCUGGGGAGUGACACAUGCGUAAGCAACGUCGAGCGCGGCCGAUGACGCCAAGAUGAGAUUCUCCAGAUCGUUCUUUCAUCUCUGUCUUUACCAAUCCUUCUUGCUUUCCCUCUUAUCUCUCUCAAUGCCACUAUAUGCAAAUUUCGACAUGUGCUCUGGUUUGAACCGAGCUUGAUUUUUUCGUUAAGAUUCAGUGAUGGUAGUGUUGGGUUGGGUUGAGGUGCGUCACUACGUUGGGGUGCAGGGCGAAGUUGGCGGAGGUUGGAGGUCGGGUCCGACUGAGGGGGCGGUCGUGUUGGUGUUGUGUCCGUCUGGGUUUUGCGAUGGAGAGAUGGAUCAGCCUGGAUUUUCUUAUCAUCUCUCUUGUCGCCUUCAAGAAGAAGAGGGGAUGUCAAGUGGAAGUAGAGUAGGGAUGGAGGAUGUUGUUGAUUUGCUUCGGAACAAAGUGUUUGGUGGUUUGGCUGCUGUUACUGGUACACUAUUUACUCUUGUCUCUGGAUUACUCGGGCUUGGAUAUGGUACUGUCAGAUUUAUAAGCAACUAUGUGUUGCGACUAUACCCUAUGAGGAUGCUUGAUACAAGCCCAUGCUUCUCACAAGUUCAAUUCAAGUUCCGGUUGUAUUGCCCGGGAAGCCUGGAUGCAGGAGCAAUGCUGAUGGUCACCACGGUGGUGGGUGGCCGCUGGGAGGCAAUGCACUCGCUCGGCGUCAUUCAAUUCACCGGCAUUGGUGGCACCAAGGACGACCACAACCUCCGUGUUGGCGUUGUGUUGUGUGUGCACGCAACGUAGUCUACAUUUUCAUAGAAGCAGAACAUUAUAUCAGGUUAUUCUUAUAUAUGUCGUGCAUUUGCUCAUAAUAAAACAACUUUUUGCCUUUAUAAGUUAUGUUAAUUCUGCAUGAAAUGGUUUAAUGCCAUUUAGUUUAUUAAUAUUAAUACGAUUGUAGUAUCGCAUGCUUAUCUGAGGUCUGGAUUUAAGUAUGCCACUGAGGUUGAGAGGGAGAGGCUAGCACCUUUUCUGAUUAGUCAUCUAUAUAUACAUCCAUUCCUAACAAUCAUAUAUAGCCCAAUCUAUUGUUAUCUCUGAUUUAUUUUCUCAAUAUUACUAAUCAAGCUGACUUUAUGUAUAGAGCCAGUCCU